Molecule: messenger RNA, 1957 nt
Organism: Aspergillus caelatus
Lineage: Eukaryota; Fungi; Ascomycota; Eurotiomycetes; Eurotiales; Aspergillaceae
Product: putative C6 transcription factor
Exons: 3
Coding region: 232-1764 (510 amino acids)
Biological process (GO): regulation of DNA-templated transcription
Molecular function (GO): DNA-binding transcription factor activity, RNA polymerase II-specific; zinc ion binding
Source: RefSeq, a predicted model, not a curated record
GUUUGCCAAGGUAGACACCUGACCGACCAGAUACUUGUAUCUUAGGUUAAACUGUACUCAUUAUGCUCAAUGGCCUGGCAGGUGUAAGGUUCUUGACAAAGACUUUUCAACUUUGAACAAGAUUCAACUAUUUCCCAUCUCUUCUUCUCUCCUUCGAUAUAUUUGUUACUAUCUUCUGCUAUACCUGAAACACUCACUGGAACGGAUUUACUCAAGCCACAGUAAGCCAAUAUGGUAUAUGGGGGAAAGCCGAGCACGGGAUGCUACUUAUGCCGCAAACGGAAGAUCAAGUGUGAUGAAGCGCUGCCGGGAUGUCGAAACUGCUCUAUAUACGGGCGACCAUGUCCAGGAUAUCGACCAGAUACAAUUUUCCGUAAUGAGACCCAAAAAGUGGAACGGAUCAUGAGGAAAAGGAGUACCACACCCACUGAUAGUCAGCGCAGCAGUCGGAGUACCUCCGUUAGUCAUAGCAGUCCGGAACUGCCGCUAAUACUUCCCCAAAUCGCUGACUCCACGUGGGAGGAACGAGCAGUCUGCCACUUCUUUGAUCAGUUCACGUGUGUCAGUGAUGAGUGUUUGAACCACCUGGGCUUCUUGCCUUCCCUGUAUGCUGCGUGUAGGGACAGUGGGCAAGACGAUUCGGUAUCGUCCUGCCUAAGGCUGGCAACCGAAGCAACUGCUCUCAUAACACUAAGCAACCAUAUGAAGGCGCCUCCACUUCUUCUCAAGGCAAGAGGAUACUAUGGAUUGGCGCUCCAUGGGCUUCGGCGCUUGCUGGGCACACGGUCUCAGGCAGUCAGAGACGAAACAUUUGCCACGAUGGUCAUUCUCUCUAUCUUUGAAGACAUCGCUGGAGAACGAAACGGCCUUCACAGCUCACAUACGGAAGGAUUCGGGCUUCUGAUGGGGAUGCGAGGUGAAAGCCAAUUAAGCCAUGCACAAGGUCGCGAUCUGUUCAUCUGUGCUUAUGCACAUACUCUUAUUGAGAGCAUAGUCCUACGGACUCGGCCGCGAAAUGCUAGCACAGAAUUGAUUGUCGGACAACUUGACGGAUCCGAGCCGGUGGCUAGGUUAAUACUAACGGCAUCCAAGAUUGGCCAGCUUUUUGCCGAAAGUUCUUCCCAUCAGGGGUCAUUAGGCAUAGAUACCAUUACACAAGUCACCACAUGGAUAGAAACUGGCCGAAUCUUAGCUCUGGAGAUGGCCAACUGGAGUCAGCAUUUACCGGACCACUGGCUUCCUCUCGUUGUCUAUACGGCUACGGGCGGACCGUUCAUGACUUAUCAGAGUGCAUCUAUUGCAGCAAUUUGGACAUACUACCGCGCGGCUCGGAUUAGCCUCCAAAGACAUUUACUUGAUUUACGCCAGACCCAUGCCUCUCUCAUCGGUGACAACCAGGUCUGCGACGUCCACCGCGAUGCGGCGCUGGAGGAGAUUCAGGAGAUGACCACCGAUACAUGUCGGAGUAUUCCCUUUUCAUUGGGGGAUAUCGAUGCACUUGGCCAAUCAAUCCCAGCCUCUGCUGAGGGACGACCACCCGUUCGCGCUCUUUACGGAUACAUGAUGCUGUGGCCGCUAUGGUAUGUUCUGACGUUCGGCAUGGGCACAGCGGCACAGAUAGAGCAAAUCCGAAGCGCAUUGGGUAGGGUCGGUUCCGUGCUGGGCAUCAAGCUGGCGCUUAUCCUGGCGCAACAGGGAGGCAUGUCCCAACAUGCAACUGCAUUGACCCCAAACCCUUACCGUUUCAUACCAUCGACGAGCUAACUCCCUUGUACAUGAAGCCUGUUGGGUGGGCAUUGUCAAUAUGGUUUGCGACUACCCUGUAUAAUGCUUAUGAAUUCCUGUACUAUUGGCGUAAGUGAUGGGCUUUUCUCUCUCCUCUUGUAUAUUUGGAUUAUAUUUAUAUAUCCUGUUUUUAGUCUCUAUCUAUAAUAGACAGUGUUAUGGCCAAGCUCCG